Molecule: messenger RNA, 5336 nt
Organism: Leptidea sinapis
Lineage: Eukaryota; Metazoa; Arthropoda; Insecta; Lepidoptera; Pieridae
Product: zinc finger protein 449-like
Exons: 14
Coding region: 467-2101 (544 amino acids)
Biological process (GO): regulation of transcription by RNA polymerase II
Molecular function (GO): DNA-binding transcription factor activity; RNA polymerase II cis-regulatory region sequence-specific DNA binding
Source: RefSeq, a predicted model, not a curated record
GAUAAUGUUUGUGCUAGUUAGACAAUUAGACAUAAAAAUGUAUUUUACCUGAAAUAUAUCUAUGAGCAUAAACUUUAUAUAAAUAUAUUAUUAUUUCCUUAAGUUAUUGAACCACAACUAAGUCUUGUGAAAGUACAUCAAAGAGAAAGUGAACAUGUUAGCUGCAACAUGUACACAUUCACAUUGUGUGUCUAUAACCAACCGGUUAACUGCUGAGCCUGCACAAAAAACUUUCUUUAACCUACUUUCAUAUUCUCGCAAGCAUCUUUACCAUUUACAGUCAGGCUGUCAGUUCUGCAGUGUGCUUAGUUAGGUGGUCAGUAGUGGUGUGUGCCCUACCAUUGUGAUCCCAAUGUAAUCCCUGGCCAGUGGUGGGAUAUUCUUGUGGGGGAACACAGUGCUGUUGAUAAUUAAAGUGGAACAGUGAUUCAUAUUUUUCUUCUCUCACUGUUGCUGUAACUGUGCUAUGCCGAAAAUGCCUACACAAGAUGAUCCUUGUGAAGAGGGAGAGAUGAAUUUUGCAUUUUCCACAGUGGGUGGUAGUGGAACACAUUAUGUUACCACCAGUGGACAGAUGCCGAAAAUGCAACAGAACACUAGUAAUUGCACACAAUUACCACAGGUGGUAGGCAUGGUGGGUGGUGUGAAUAUGGGGGAUGGGGUGCAGUACAUACGUACCUUGGAUGGUACUACCACCCUACAAGCAACACCACAGUUCAUCACAGUGCCUAUCCAGUUGCCUGGAACGAAACCAGGUGACCCGCAGCCAACAGUACAGAUACAAGUGCUAAGCCCCAACCUUGCGUUGCAGCAACAGCAGCAUAAAUAUCAAAUGCAGAUACCCAUACAAGGCUUUCAACAAGGUGGCGCUGUGUUAACAGUUGCAUACUCACCAGAAUCUAACGAAGCCUCCAAUGGCAUCCAGCUUUUGGGAAACACAUUACCUGAAGGUCUUCAAGUGGUGACAGCCAUGCCGUCUGACACUCUUCAGCUGAUGCAGCAAGACAAUAAGGAGCAGAUUCAACAAAACCUGCAACACCAGGUGUUCAUAACUCCGAACAACCAGAUUAUAAUAAGCAACACGGAGGAGGGCAAGUCGUUGAUCAACAACAACACAAGUAUCAACAACAAGAAUGAAAUGGACAUCGUCAUCAAGGAGGAGUGCAAUGAUGAUGAUGAGAGCUCCCAGGGUACGGAGAACAGUGACGGGGUGCCGUGGAAAUUGGAGCACAUCUCGCCACAUCUCGUCAAAUACCUGAACACACUGCCUCCACAGCAAACACAAGCGCUGCCGGUUUCGUUGCAACAGUUUCUCCGUCUCAACCCGACCGACAGCAAUAAGUCAGCGAACAAUAUGGUGCAGAUUGAGAUCAGCCCGCUCGCUGUCAACAAUGACGCGCAGAAUGAGGUGGAUGUUGAACUCGAAGGGGAAGACGCAGCGAAGAAGAAAAAGAAGAAAACGUACAAGAAGAAGCCGGCGGCGCCUCCGCGGCCGAAGCCCGGCAGCGUGGUGAUCUCGAUGUCGACGGACGGCGUGCCCAUCUACUGCUGCCCGCAGUGCACCAGCGCAUACACCGACAAGGAGCAGCUGGAGCUGCACCUGGCCUCGCACAAGAUCGAGAGGCGCUUCAUCUGCGGCAUCUGCGGCGCUGGGUUAAAGCGGAAGGAGCACCUGGAGCGGCACAAGCUGGGCCACAAUCCGGAGCGGCCCUUCGUGUGCACGGUGUGUGGCAAAGGGUUCAAGCGACGGGAGCACCUCAACCUGCACGUGGUGAUCCACUCGGGCGUCAAGAGGGAGAUGUGUGGCGAGUGCGGGAAGGGUUUCUACCGCAAGGACCACCUCAGGAAACACACGCGGUCACAUGAAAGCAAGCGUGCCAAGGAAGGAGCCAACUGUGAGGUUAUCGAGGUCAAGAGUGAGGGGAGCCAGCCGACCCACUCAGCAGAGAUCACUAUACACGUCCCGACGAGUUCGAAUAUGCAAGUGCCGGUUCAUAUCAACAUCCCGCAACACGUGAUGUCAUCGAUCGCGGCCGCACAAAGCCAGCCCGUUGCGGCCACAGACACGCAGCUCGACGCGUUACUCGCGCAGCACUCUUGACAGAUGCAACUGGAUGACGAUUCGGAGAUUUCAGACGAUUGCAACUGAGACCACAGAAUCUCAAUACUUGUGUGUGUUUUAAUACAAGAUGGCGCUGAAGGACUACCUGAGACCUGAUUGGUGGUUGCUAUGUGACAUCACUGUGUAGAGAUUUAAUAGUUUAUAAUUACUUACGUUAUAACGCACACUAAGCAUAGUGAGUAAUGAAAAAUUGUCUGUACAGUAUGUACUAUAUUAAGACUGUACCUACAGAUAGAAUUUAUUAUACUAAUUAAUGCCUCUAGCUGUAAGAAACGUUUUUUUUUCUAUGAUGAUGACGUACUUUUCUCUUAAUAUGAAUUAAUGUUAUCAUAGACAAGGGAAAUGUUAAUAAAAGUAACCAUCUAUGAAUUGAUUGAUUGAAAUUUAUAUAUUAUUAUAUAUCUUUAUAUAGUAUAAAAUCAUUGAUCAUAUCUUUAAAAUAAGUAACGCGGAUAUCACAAAUAGCAAUAAAAUAUAUAUUAAGGUAUUAAAUUUCUAACAGUAACUAUUUCGAAAAAUUACAGUAAUCACAAGCGAUAUUUUCAUUUUAUAUGUUUUCUGCGAAAGGAAAUGUAAAUGGUAUAAAUAAAAGUUUUUUUUUGCAUGUAAUAACUGCAUAAAUUUAGUUUGAUAAAAUUAUAUACUUAUAGUUUGAAGUGACCAUACAUUGUAAUUUGUAAUUAAGUUGUUUUUUCUAAGUAAAAUAUGUAUGAAUUUAAAAUUUAGAGAAAUUUAGAUUGAUUUGAUAAUAGAAAAAUAAGAUUCUUAGAUGCUUGCGAAUAUACAGCCCAAAAGCCAAUUAUGAGUUGAAGCGAUAGUAUAAUCCCGACAUAUUCUAUUUGGUGAUGAUUAUAAAGUAAACAGAAAUGUGAUAAUUAGUCAAUUAGCUGGAGUAAGUUGAAGACAUGUGUCAAAUGUUUAGUUGACGGGUGCAUUGUAUAGCGCGGUAUACGUAGCUCAAAAAGGAGUGAGCGGUAUUGCCGAUAUCGCGCACUUUUUCGCACUUAUAUACACAUUACAUACUUAUGUUAUAAUAUUGCAAAAUCAAUGCGCAACAAACAUAUCAUUGGAAAAGGAAUAUUUGAUAAAUUCAACCGUAAAAAUAGAGUUUUUGGGCCAAAAGAUAUUAUUAAUUAUUUAUAUUGUCACAUCACAUGUGUAAGUUAAUUUUGCGCAAUCUAAACAUGUUUUACACCCGUAACCAAUAUAAUUGAGUAAUUCUAACAACUUCUGACUUAGGUGAAGACCUUAUAUCGUUGGUUGGUCUAAUCUGUCAUUUGGGCUGUGUGUUCUGUAGUAGAGAAAUAUAUCACUCCGUCUAUAUGAUAUUAUGUACAUAGUCAAAGCUUAAAUACUCUCGUAGUUUUAGCGUAGGCUAAGUGACGCGUUUUUGGGCGAUAUCGUGAUCAUUAUGUAUAAAUUAGGCGAUAACGUAAGUCUGUACUAUAAAUGUAGGAACUUUAAUUGAUAUUUUUUAUAUUACCAGUAAUUUUUUUUACUGCAAUUAUUCAAUCGUGCAUAUUAUAAAAUGCAGCUUUAGUUAACGAGAAUCAAGGCAAGCUGUUGCUUAAUUUUUUUUGGAAAAUAACUAUCUACUUAAAUUGUUUGCAUUAUACUUACUAAUGACAAUCGAAGUGACGCAAAGUAAGGUAAUGUGUUUAUCUUUAUCUCUGUAUGUAUGUUUGUACCUUUUUUAUUCUUAUGUCAAUCGAAUUGUCCUAAUUUUGCGACUGUCACACAUCAUGAAAGUUUUAUGAUUGUCCAUCCGCACCGCGGCGCGUUAUCUAAUGCUCGGUCCACAUGUAACGAACGGAGUUGAAAGAAGACUGAGUGUAUGAGAAGGGGACUGAAAAAACGAGCAAUUUGCCGCUUGUGUGCCAUAUUGCCGCUCAUCCAGGGCACUAGGGGUCAAGGUAUAAUGUCUAAACAGACUAUUUUCUUUUGCUAAUUCUAUUUUGAUAUUUAUUUUCUUUGAGAUUGUCACUUUUAUAAUUUAGCGAUUUUAAUUAAAAUAUUAAUAGAUAUUAAUCAUUUUUCGUACUUUUAAAUUAAUGAAAUGAAAAGAUACGACAAACGUUGCUAUUGUAUCUGCCAACUUCACCUGACAUCUGUCAUAUUGACAACAAAAACAAAAUGGCGCGUAACCGAAAAUCGUGAUAAUUUGCUAUAAAAUUUCUCUCAUGCGUCGAUAAAGAAGUUUCACUUCAAUUAAUUUUAUUCUGUGGGACAGUAUGACUUGUAGUUUUAUUUGUUUCAUAUAUAUGCAAUCCAUACUGUAUGAGAACUCGGCCCUAAAAGACUAGAGCGAUCUCACUUCUUGCUCUACCCUGAGGAUACCGUUUUUUGGUCAAGCACAAAAUUUAUUUAUUGUAAUGGACGCGGUUGGCUAUCUACCUCCAGGUGAUAUGUGACUGAUGCGGAUAUUUAUCUUCGUGCGUAAAUGUAACUGUCUGUGUGAGAGCGAGUGAGCCUGCAUGGGUGUGUUAAGGUUUUGUAUUUAUUUUUUAUAUGUGAUCUGAUCCAGACUGAGACAUGCCCACCAUCUGUACAUCUGAAACCCAAUACAAGAGUUGUGUUAUGAUGUUUGAAGAAGACGCCAUUUGCAAGAAAACCGUAUUUUUUGGGAUUCGUAUCAAAAAUGUAAUAGUUUUGAAUAUAUUUGAUACAAUUUAACUAAUUUGUUUUAACAUUAAAUAGUGCUUUAUUUUGCCAGCAGUAACUAAUAUUUAAGUUACAAUGGAACUAAUUAUGUGACAGUGGCUUAAAGAACUGUUUUUUUUUAAAUCGUGCACGCUAAAUAUAAAUUGUAGUAGAAUCAUAUAAAAGUUAUUGAAGGUGCUUUUGCAUGUUGAUAGUGAGUUGUUUUUUACAUUGUAGUUAGUUAUUUGUUAAUAUAUUUUGUAUGAUAAAAGUAACGCUUUAACAAAAUGAGUAAUGUACAACUUUUAACUAACAUUUUUGUACUUCCGUUUCAUAUGUUUCGAAUUUAUGUACAUUUUCAUUAUUUUUUUAUCGUAGUUCAAUUAGGUUAUAUUGAAAUCGAAAUAUCGAAUAUCGUAGUACCUUAAAAGAAUAUCGUUUACAAUUUUAAACGUAUUCUUCACUUAGUUUUAGUAUUAUAUCGCUAAUUGUUACAGAUUUGAAAAUAGUUCAGUUUGUACCUUUUUUUAAUGAGAAUAUAUUUAUUAAUAAAGAGUAAGGAAAAAAGUGAUGA